AUGGCGUCCUUACUGCAGUCGGAGCGGGUCCUCUACCUCGUCCAGGGAGAAAAGAAGGUCCGGGCCCCUCUCUCGCAGCUUUACUUCUGCCGCUAUUGCAGCGAGCUGCGGUCGCUGGAAUGUGUGUCUCACGAGGUGGACUCUCAUUAUUGCCCCAGUUGCUUAGAAAAUAUGCCAUCAGCUGAAGCUAAACUAAAAAAGAACAGAUGUGCCAACUGCUUUGACUGUCCCGGCUGCAUGCAUACCCUCUCCACCCGGGCCACAAGCAUCUCCACACAGCUUCCAGAUGACCCAGCCAAGACCACCAUGAAGAAAGCCUAUUACCUGGCUUGUGGAUUUUGUCGCUGGACAUCUAGAGAUGUGGGCAUGGCGGACAAAUCUGUGGCUAGUGGUGGUUGGCAGGAACCUGAAAAUCCUCACACUCAACGGAUGAACAAACUGAUUGAAUAUUACCAGCAGCUUGCUCAGAAAGAGAAGGUUGAACGAGAUCGCAAGAAACUGGCACGACGUAGAAACUAUAUGCCUUUGGCUUUUUCGGAUAAAUAUGGUCUUGGAACCAGACUUCAGCGACCACGAGCUGGUGCAACCAUCAGUACCCUGGCUGGACUUUCCCUUAAAGAAGGAGAGGACCAGAAAGAGAUAAAGAUUGAGCCAGCUCAAGCUGUAGAUGAAGUGGAGCCUCUACCUGAAGACUAUUACACAAGACCAGUCAAUUUAACAGAGGUAACCACCCUUCAGCAGCGCCUCUUACAGCCUGACUUCCAGCCAGUCUGUGCUUCUCAGCUCUAUCCUCGUCACAAACACCUUCUGAUCAAACGGUCCCUGCGCUGCCGGAAAUGUGAACAUAACUUGAGCAAGCCAGAAUUUAAUCCAACAUCUAUCAAAUUUAAAAUCCAGCUGGUUGCUGUCAAUUACAUCCCAGAAGUGAGAAUUAUGUCGAUUCCCAAUCUUCGCUACAUGAAGGAGAGCCAAGUUCUCCUGACUCUUACGAAUCCAGUGGAGAACCUCACCCAUGUGACACUGCUGGAAUGCGACGAAGGGGACCCUGAUAAUGUCAACAGCACUGCUAAGGUGGUGGUGCCGCCCAAAGAGCUGGUGCUGGCCGGCAAGGACGCGGCCGCAGAGUACGACGAGCUGGCAGAGCCCCAGGACUUUCAGGAUGAUCCCGACAUUAUAGCGUUCAGGAAGGCCAACAAAGUCGGCAUUUUCAUCAAAGUGACCCCACAGCGUGAGGAGGGCGAAGUGACCGUGUGCUUUAAGAUGAAGCAUGAUUUUAAAAACCUGGCAGCGCCCAUCCGCCCCAUCGAGGAAAGUGACCAGGCCACGGAAGUCAUCUGGCUCACUCAGCACGUGGAGCUCAGCCUGGGCCCACUCCUUCCUUAA
Pipistrellus nathusii (Nathusius's pipistrelle) is the source of this 1383-nucleotide messenger RNA. The record is from the annotation of a GenBank genome assembly. NCBI's taxonomy places the organism in Eukaryota, Metazoa, Chordata, Mammalia, Chiroptera, Vespertilionidae.